Lactuca virosa is the source of this 1821-nucleotide messenger RNA. The record is from the annotation of a GenBank genome assembly. NCBI's taxonomy places the organism in Eukaryota, Viridiplantae, Streptophyta, Magnoliopsida, Asterales, Asteraceae.
GCCACGUAAUCACUCACCGGUAACAGUUCCGUUUAAGCAUCCUUUCCUCGUUUGCUCAAAUGGUCGGCCCCACCCGCGUAACUGAUAUUCGGGAAUGCCGCCGAUUUGAUUGACGGUGUUCCGCCGCAUUUAUUUAUAAUUUCAUAUUCAACGGUGGCGCCUUCACACCACUAUCCGGAUUUCCUCUGUUCAUGUUUCAUCGAUUAUAGUUUGAAGGAAGGUUCCGACUAGGGCUAGGGUUUGGUGUUUUUCUACAAAUUACCUGGAUUCAAAUCAACUUUAAAGUAAAACAAGGAGAGAAUAAUUUCACAGCAACAGUUUACCUUUUUUAAACGUUUCAGCUUUCCCUUCAUGCCGCCAUGCUUUUCCUUCAUUCACUUUACGUGAUUGGUUAGAACAGCUGGAGAAGCAGUUAACAGUCACCGGAAGAAGCAGAUUAGCAAAUAGGAAGGCUUGAUUUUUGUUGGUUUCAGAACGCCAACAAUUUGUUCAAAUCUUUACAUGAAUAUGACUUUCCAGGAACAAGAUCCUGAUGUUGUUAGAUGGGGUCUUCAUCACCUGAUGGAAGUUUGUUCUGUAACUAAUGGUGGAUCACCAGCAGUUUUUACUCAUUAUGACAAGGAUAUAUCUAGUGUUGAGUAUGUGAGCGAAGGUUACUGUGUGCCAAAUUAUGUCAAUGUUGAGAAUGAUGAGAUAUCAAAUUAUGUUGAGAAUGAUGAGAUGAUUGCUCAAGCUUUACAAGAAGAACUAUCACGACUUGCACUGGAGGAAAAUCAUGGAUCAUCUGGUAACAAUCAACAAAAAGAAUCUGUGCUUGCUCAAGAUUGGGUUUCCCCUUCACAAAGACAUGAUAAUUUUACUACUGAGAGCAGUCAAGAUCAAGACUAUGCAAAUGAAAUGGGAACAAGCAAUUCUUUGUUCAGCACUGAAGAAAGAUCAGGUGAUGAUGAAGAUCAAUCAUGUUCCCCUGAGAUGGCAGAUGAGUCUACUCUUGAUGGUGAAGUAGGAAAGAGAAUAAAUCAAAUGGUUCCCAUUCGUCAUGUCCCUAAAGUAAAUGGAGAAGUACCCUCUGCUGAUGAAGCAACAUCAGAUCAUCAAAGGCUAAUGAACAGAUUGGAGCUCUAUGAUUUAGUUGAACUAAAAGUUUCAGGGGAUGGUAACUGCCAGUUUCGUGCCUUGUCUGAUCAAAUCUACCGAUCAAGUGAGCACCACAAGCUUGUGAGAGAACAAGUUGUUCAUCAGCUCAAGUUUUAUCCAGAAUUAUAUGCAGCUUAUGUUCCCAUGGCUUAUGAUGAUUACUUGAAGAAAAUCAGCACGGCUGGUGAAUGGGGUGAUCAUGUCACAUUGCAGGCUGCAGCAGAUGCGUUUGGAGUGAAGAUAUUUGUGUUAACUUCGUUUAAGGAUACUUGUUAUAUUGAGAUUUUACCAUGUGCUCAAAAAUCAAAUCGAAUUAUCUUCUUGAGCUUUUGGGCUGAGGUGCAUUACAAUUCGAUUUAUCCAGAAGGAGAGCUACCGAGCAUGGAACAGAGUAAGAAGAAGAAAUGGUGGAUGCUUGGGGGUUGAAUGACAUUUGGGUGUGUAACAGGAAAUAAAUUGUGGGUGUUAUAGGAGAGACAAUAUUAUAAUGUAUCAUGUAUGCUUGAUCGUGUGGGCUUUUUUUUUAUUUUUAUUAAGGUAUAGUUUUUGUUUUGGGUUCUGAUGAUGGGAGAGAGAAAUUAGGUUAUGAGGUUGCAUGCAUGGCUUCAAAUAGGGAAAUUGUUUGUGGCUUAAGUUAUGAUUUAUGAACACGAUUUGCAUGGGUAUAAAUUGAUGGGUUCCGUC